AAAAAUUGAAGAUGAACUAAAAGAGGUUCAGCCACUUGUUAAUGAAGCUAAACUAGCUGUUGGAAAUAUAAAGCCAGAGUCUUUGUCAGAAAUCCGAUCGUUACGGAUGCCCCCUGACAUAAUCCGAGACAUACUGGAAGGAGUAUUACGACUGAUGGGAAUUUUUGAUACAUCAUGGGUGAGCAUGAAGAGCUUUUUGGCAAAAAGAGGAGUGAGAGAAGACAUAGCAACCUUUGAUGCCCGCAAUAUUCCAAGAGAAAUAAGGGACAGUGUUGAAGAACUUCUUUCAAAAAACAGAUCAUCUUUUGAUCCAAAGAAUGCUAAACGAGCCAGUGCUGCAGCUGCUCCAUUAGCCUCUUGGGUGAAUGCCAAUGUCCAGUAUUCCCAUGUCCUAGAACGAAUACAACCUUUGGAAAAAGAAAAAGCUGUCUUGGAAGCUAAUCUCAAGAAAACCGAAGACAGAAAACAGAAUUUAGAAGAUCUUCUCAACUCUCUUGGUCAAAAAGUGUCAGAACUGAAAGAUAAAUUUCAGAGUAGAACAACAGAAGCAGCAAAACUUGAAGCAGAACUUAACAAAGCUCAUAAAACCCUGAAAGCUGCAGAGGUACUAAUAAGUCAACUGGAUAGAGAACACAAAAGAUGGAACGCCCAGGUGUCAGAGAUAACAGAUGAACUGGCUACAUUGCCUAAAAGAGCUCAAUUAGCAGCUGCAUUUAUUACCUAUCUUUCUGCUGCUCCAGAGGACCAGAGAAAAGCCAGCUUGGAUGAAUGGAUGAAAUCAGCAGACCUUGAAAAGUUUGAUGUAAGACGGUUCCUGUGCACAGAAAGUGAGGAAUUAGUCUGGAAAAGUGAAGGUUUACCCUCAGAUGAUCUUUCAAUAGAAAAUGCUCUUGUUAUCUUGCAGAGCAAAGUUUGCCCAUUUCUGAUAGAUCCUUCAUUCAGGGCUACAGAAUGGCUGAAGACACAUUUGAAAGAAUCACGUUUGGAAGUUAUUAACCAGCAGGACACCAACUUCCUAACUACUCUUGAGCUGGCAGUGAGAUUUGGGAAGACACUUAUUAUACAGGAAGUGGAUGGAGUAGAACCUGUUCUUUAUCCUUUGUUAAGGAAAGAUCUUGUUGCUGAAGGACCUCGUUAUGCUAUACAGAUAGGUGAUAAAAUGAUAGAUUAUAAUGAAGAAUUUCGUCUUUUUCUAUCAACAAGGAACCCAAAUCCCUACAUUCCACCUGAUGCUUCUUCUAUUGUUACUGAAGUAAACUUUACCACAACAAGAAGUGGUUUAAGAGGACAGCUUUUGGCUAUAACUAUUCAGCACGAAAAACCUGAUUUGGAGGAGCAGAAGACAAAACUGUUACAGCAAGAAGAAGACAAGAAGAUACAGUUAGCUAAACUUGAGGAAUCUCUGUUGGAGACACUUGCAACAUCACAAGGCAAUAUACUAGAAAAUAAGGAUCUGAUUGAGUCUUUGAAUCAGACUAAAGCAAGUAGUGCACUCAUCCAAGAGUCACUUGUGGAAUCUCAGAGACUUCAGAGUUUUCUUGAUCAGGAGCGAGAUGCCUAUCUCCCGUUAGCUGAGAGUGCUAGCAAGAUGUACUUUAUUAUUUCUGACUUGUCCAAAAUUAAUAACAUGUACCGUUUUAGUUUGGCGGCUUUCCUACGACUUUUUGAGAGAGCUCUUCAAAAUGAGCAGACUUCAGGUAAUACUGAAGAAAGAAUGAAGUCCCUUAUUGAGUCAUUGAAGCAUAUGGUCUAUGAAUACGUUUGUCGUUGUUUGUUUAAGGCUGACCAGCUGAUGUUUGCUCUACAUUUUGUACGAGGAAUGCACCCUGAACUCUUUGAAGAGAAUGAAUGGGACACUUUUACAGGUGUGAUCAUUGGAGAUACCAUAAAAAAAUCGGAUUCACAAAGGAGCGUUCGUGACCAGCUUCCCCCUUGGAUAGAACAGGAGCGAGCCUGGGCCAUAGCAUCUUUGAAGACUUCUCUCCCUGAUCUCUAUCGGACACUUUGUUUUGAAGAUGAAAAUCUGUGGCGCACUUUUUAUCAGAGCUCUGUGUGUGAACAAGACUUUCCAUCUUCCAUUGUCAAUAGAAUUUCUUUAUUUCAGCAGGUACUUGUGGUCCAGGCUGUCAGACCAGACAGGCUACAGAGUGCCAUGGCUCUUUUUGCAUGUAAAGCUCUAGGAAUAAAGGAAUUGUCUCCUCCACCUCUGAAUUUGAAACGUCUGUAUAAAGAGACUCUGGAAAUUGAGCCCAUCUUGAUAAUAAUUUCUCCUGGUGCUGAUCCUUCUCAAGAGUUGCAAGAACUUGCCAGUAUUGAAAGAAGUACUGAGUGCUACCAUCAGAUUGCAAUGGGCCAAGGCCAAGCUGACCUAGCCAUUCAAACGUUAAAGGAAUGUGCGCGCAAUGGCGAAUGGCUGUGUUUAAAGAACCUGCAUCUUGUUAUAUCUUGGCUUCCUGUAUUGGAAAAGGAACUGAAUACACUACAGCCACAACCAAACUUUCGCCUUUGGCUUACUGCAGAAGUCCAUCCAAAAUUUACUCCAAUUUUGCUUCAAUCAAGCCUGAAAAUAACUUACGAAGCACCUCCAGGUCUAAAAAAGAAUCUCUUGCGAACCUAUGAAUCUUGGAUGCCAGAGCAAAUUAAUAGAAAGGGAAAUUUGUGUCGAGCCCAUUCUCUCUUUUGCUUAGCAUGGUUUCAUGCUGUAUGUCAAGAAAGAAGAAAUUAUAUUCCUCAGGGUUGGACCAAAUUCUACGAAUUUUCUUUAUCUGAUCUCCGCGCAGGCUUCGACAUUAUUGAUAGACUCUUUGAGGAUUCCAAAGACUUUCAAUGGGAAUUUGUGCAUGGCUUGUUUGAAAAUGCAAUUUAUGGAGGUCGUAUAGAUAACUACUUUGAUAUGAGGGUUCUUCGAUCGUAUUUGGAGCAGCUUUUCAAUACAAGAAUCAUUGGCAGCUCAAAUGGUAGAGGCAAGAAGAUGACUAGAUUCCCAUAUUCCAUCUCUUUACCGAAUUCCUGCAGUGUUUUGGAUUAUCGCAAUAUUAUUGAAAGCCUUCCAGAAGAUGACAAACCCGAAUUUUUUGGCCUGCCUGCUAAUAUUGCUCGUUCAUCACAACGUAUGAUCAGUUCCCAGGUCAUUUCACAGCUUCGGAUCUUGAGCAGGUCAGUAACUGCAGGCUGCAAAUUUGACAGAGAAAUAUGGUCUACUGAACUUUCUCCAAUUCUCAAUCUAUGGAAGAAACUUAAUCAGAAUUCUAACCUGAUUCAUCAGAAAGUGUCUCCUCCUAUGGAGCGACAAGGGUCUCCAAUCUUAUCAUUCAUUGCUCUUGAACAAUUCAAUGCCAUUCUCCUUGUUCAGAGUGUUCAUCAGUCACUUGCUUCUUUAAGUAAAGUCAUCAGAGGUACCUCAUUAUUGAGUUCUGAAGUACAAAGACUAGCAAGUGCUCUGCUGAAUCAGAAGUGUCCCCUCACAUGGCAAAGUAAGUGGGAAGGCCCAGAAGAUCCUUUACAGUAUCUUAGAGGUCUUGUAGCUCGAGCAGUUGCUAUACAGAACUGGGUAGAAAAAGCAGAAAACCAGAAAUUGCUGUCAGAGACCCUAGAUCUCUCAGACCUGUUUCAUCCAGAAACUUUUCUCAAUGCGUUACGCCAGGAGACUGCAAGAGUAAUGAGUUGUUCUGUGGAUAGCCUUAAAUUUACAGCCUCUUGGAAAGGGCGCAUACAGGAAGGCAAACUUCAAGUUAAGAUCACUGGCUUGCAACUAGAAGGCUGCAGUUUUGAUGGAAACCGACUUUCAGAAAAUCUACAUGAUUCUCCCAGUGUGUCAUCUGUAUUCCCUUGUUACAUGGCCUGGAUUCCACAGGAUGCAUAUGGUCCAUAUUCUCCAGAGGAAUGCAUAUCUUUACCAGUCUACACCAGCAUGGAAAGAGAGCAUGUGGUGACAAAUAUUGAUGUACCUUGUGGAGGAAACCAAGACCAGUGGAUUCAAUGCGGAGCUGCUUUAUUUUUAAAAAAUCAGUAAGCUGCAAGUGUAUUAAAUUAACUCUUAAAGCUAAGAAUUACUUAUAUAUCUCAGUUGUUUCU
This is a messenger RNA of Tinamus guttatus (white-throated tinamou), 4074 nucleotides long. The record is from RefSeq and is a predicted model, not a curated record. NCBI's taxonomy places the organism in Eukaryota, Metazoa, Chordata, Aves, Tinamiformes, Tinamidae.